GGCACGUGAUGCAGGUUUUUUCAGUCUUAACAGCGGGUCACUGGCUAUACGUUUGCGCCCCAUUUAUUUUCAUAUGAAUUUCUGGCUUAGGCAUUUUCCCUCCGGACAAAAAGGUUAUUCUCUUUCAGCAGGCUUACACUUAAUUCCUCAUAAUGGACUCAGACAUAUUGAAUAUAGAGGAGAUAGUAAUGGGCGGAGGAGAGGCUGCUGCCCCUGCUGAUCUGCCCUCUGAGAAGACAGAGGAUACCUACACCACCUCCAUUCAGGAGCAUGCACCACCUCCUGUCAUUCAGUCAUACCAGCAUGAAAGCCUGCAGUGUUUCCAAUGUUUUAUUACUUUCUGCAACUCGAAAGCCAAGGAAAGGCAUAUGAAGAAGAGUCAUCGGGAAGAGUAUAAACAGCAGCUUCAACAGUGCGAUACUCUGUUCACAUGCUACGUGUGCGAUCGAACCUUCCCCUCCUCUGAGGAACUGACACAACAUCAGUCGACCCACAACAAGGAGGACAAGCCCUUCAAAUGUGCACAUUGCCAAGAAUGCUUCCGCACAUUCUCAGAGUUAACAACACAUCGGCGGCAAGUAUGUCCUGAACGUCAGUUCUUGUGCAAAGAAUGCAACGAUAUGUUUCGAAGCUCUGGACUUUUGCGUAACCAUCGUUUGACCCAGCACCCCAUGCCCAUGGAUGGGGAGGAGGCAGAGGAUUCCACUAAGACCUACCGAUGUGGUAAAUGUGGUAGGGGAUUUGAAGAAGAGGCAGAGCUCCUGCAGCAUCAGGAGAACCACGCAGGUGACCGGCACUGCAACGGUAGUGCCGCCGUCAAACGUCGAGGGAGACCACCUAAAACUGAGGCCGGAGCAGCUGGUGAAAAGAAAGCGAAGCAAAAGGAGGAAGAGGCAGAGGGGCCUGAGGAAACCAACCAUUCAGAAGACACUUCUGCAAAACCAGCCACAGCAGGAAGACGAGGACGCCCAGCCAAAUCUACCCAGGAGCCCAAGGCAGAAGAUGAUAAAGCAGAAAAUGAUGACAAGAAACCUGUUCCUCAGCCAGCUCUGCAGAUUCCUUGCACUGAAUGUGACCUCACUUUCCCCAGCCUGACGCAGCUUCGAGUACACAAGAAAGAGAAGCACACGCAGCGCAAGCCUCACGCUUGUGGAGAAUGUGAGGAGAGUUUUAACCGACCUGAGCAGCUGGAGGCCCACAUGGCAAGGGCGCAUAGUGCCGGCCGGCACACUUGCCCCACAUGCGGGAAGAGCUUUGGCAGAGAAAGUAACCUGAAGGCUCAUCAACAGAGCCAUGGAAAAGAAGAGAAGCCAGUCGGAAAGAGAUAAUUCAGUUUGGGAGAAUUUUAAGGGGGUAUGUUAACAGAAGACGAAUUCAAUUUUUAAAAGUUUUGUGUAUAGAAAUGUAGGUGGGGACAGGGUUCACUUUAGAUUUUAAGUUGUAACAUAGCAGGGGAUCCUUCAGCUGUGUGGCCCUCGAGAUCAACACUAUGUGAACAUGUUAUUUGAAAACUGGAAACCCAAAGGGUAGGGAGUUCACGGUAAACAGUGGUAACCAUGUUUGGGUGCCUCAUUGUAUCUCUUAACAUCUGUACAUAGCUUUGGCAUGGAAAGUAACAGGAUUCAUACCAUGACUGGAUUCUCAUUUGUAGGGUAACCAUGUUGUAACUAAUACCACCAAGAAAAACCCACAGAAAAGCCUUAUUAUAUUGUCUAAGGCUUCACAUUGUUGUUGUUUUUUUUUCUUUUUUGGGAAAUUGAAAGUUCUUUUCUAUGAAUCUAAUGUGUUAUUGUUUUUACAUGAUUUUUAAAAGUGGGUACAAUGGUGAGUGGAAAGAUUUACUAAAUGAUUGUUUUCUGCCGAGAUCGGACUAAAUUUUAUUUCAAAUGUUUCCGUUUUUUUACAGGUAUGACUUGACAUUUGACUUGAACUUAAAUGUUACACACAAUUAAGGCAGUUCUCUGAUUGAAGUAAAUGUCUGAAUAAUUAAUUGAAAAUGUUUUAAAUGUUUUCCGAUUUAUUUAUUUUUCUGUGUUGAUAUUCUAAUUUAUGGUGUAUCCAUAAAGAAUUUCCAUGAUGAUGAAUUAAUGAGAUUGGAGAGGAGGUACUUAAAAAUCAUUGAAGUUUUUAAAUUUAAGACUACAGUGAAGUGUGACUCCUCUAACUAUUGCUAUCACAGAUUAAAGUUUCUUCCUUUUCGCCAUACUUUGGGGUUAUGAUAACAUUUCAUUUCUGCCUAAUUGUGAAGCAUUUAUUGAAAAAUCCUUUAAAAUGGUAUUUACAUAAUUGCUUUUAACAAAGAUCAGCUUGAACAUCUGUUUCACAAGUUGAACGAUAUCUAUAUCUCUAUAAAUUGUUCAUGAAGAUUGAGGAAAGUGGAUAUAGCUAAGUGCAAUGGUCAGACGCAACUUUUCCUUUUCAUUACCUUUUCAGUUAGCCUUUGUUUAGAAAGCUCAGCAUACAUAGAGCAGAGUUAGAGUGGAACUAAGUGGUUAAGGAAAGCUUGUUUGAUUAACUAGAACAUGAUUUCAGGACAGUGCGUUCACGUAGCGAUGGGCGCCUUCGAAACAUUUGUGAAUCUUUGUUUCGAAUCAGUGUUUCGGAGCGCGUAUUAAACCGGCCAGGUCACGUGAUUUUAGCAAACGAAGCUUCGUUACGUCACACUGUUUCGAAACUCCGAUGGUUCACCACUAGGGGGUGUUGAUCUCAAAGUGAACCCAUG
Molecule: messenger RNA, 2722 nt
Organism: Sinocyclocheilus rhinocerous
Lineage: Eukaryota; Metazoa; Chordata; Actinopteri; Cypriniformes; Cyprinidae
Product: zinc finger protein 3-like
Exons: 5
Coding region: 153-1328 (391 amino acids)
Biological process (GO): regulation of DNA-templated transcription
Molecular function (GO): RNA polymerase II cis-regulatory region sequence-specific DNA binding; DNA-binding transcription factor activity, RNA polymerase II-specific
Source: RefSeq, a predicted model, not a curated record